Messenger RNA from Alternaria hordeiaustralica, 465 nucleotides. RefSeq lists its product as uncharacterized. NCBI's taxonomy places the organism in Eukaryota, Fungi, Ascomycota, Dothideomycetes, Pleosporales, Pleosporaceae. The transcript is spliced from 2 exons. The record is from RefSeq and is a predicted model, not a curated record. The coding region runs from base 1 to 465 and encodes 154 amino acids.
AUGUACCCGCUGCUGCUCUUCACAGUAAUUAUUACUGUCCUCUCCGGUCCGGUGGAAGCGUCAAACCCGUUUGCAGACCUCAUCGUGUCUGACACCCCCAUGGACGGAACCUACUCCGACAUCGACGGCAACCCAUAUGGCGCAGCGAGCCCUUUCUACGUAGACCCCAGUGUCUUGCACAUGCCGCCGCUCGGCUUCGAUCGUACGCAACCAGACCUAGCACCGAUAUACGACUUUGUCAACGAGGGGCAGCCCUUGCUCAGAGAGCACGUCCAAGUCAUGGAUGCGAACGAGACCAUGGUGCAGCCAGCCACUGUGCAAGCGCAUGUUGAAGAUACCUAUAACCCUGGUGAUCGCUUAGCGACACCACGCAAUCGGAAGCGACAACCACCUCGCCCGGGUGGUUUCCAUUGCGACAAGGACGGCUGCAGUAAGACUUUCAACCGUCAAUGUGAUUUGAAGUAA